Messenger RNA from Meyerozyma guilliermondii ATCC 6260, 1821 nucleotides. RefSeq names its product Nop8p (gene NOP8). Lineage: Eukaryota; Fungi; Ascomycota; Pichiomycetes; Serinales; Debaryomycetaceae. The coding region runs from base 1 to 1821 and encodes 606 amino acids. Gene Ontology annotation, molecular function: nucleic acid binding. The transcript has a single exon. The record is from RefSeq and is a predicted model, not a curated record.
AUGUCAGAACAACCUGGUGCCCAGCAGCUACGGUUGCGCAUUGGAAAUAUCUCGACAGCUCUUGCCGAGAAGCCAGACCUUCUUAGCUCAAGGAUUGCCAAAUUCGGUUCAAUAAUCGACAACUUGGACCUCCACACAAAGCCUACUCAUGAUCAUUACUUUGCAUUUAUAACCGUUGAAUUUCCCGAUAAAGGGUUCCAGAAACUCAAAGCAUCGUUGGCUGGUGCUGUCUUUAUGGGACGCAAGCUUUCGGUCGAUAUAGCCAAACCAGACUAUCACCAACGUUGGUUGAAAGACUCUCAGCGACCCGAUGAAAAACACGAUGCCAGACAACGCCAAUUUCAAAUUCAUUUAGCACGCCAGGAACGCAUUAAGGAGUCCCAAACUCUGUACCAUAUCAAUCGUUUCGACAAUUCUAUUGUCCAGAAACCUCCUCGUACCUCCUACAUGUUAUCUCCUCAUACAUUCAACAACAUAUCUGGAAAUACCAAGCACCAACCACCCACUCAAACUCUUCAUGGAGACGGUUCAUAUGGGGCUCUAACCAAGGGAAAACCCAUUGUGGGGCUUCCGACGUCUCGUACUUCGGGAGGAGGCGAAUUUUGCAAGGGAAGAAUGAGAACUACUCCAAGAUCGAAGUUGGCUCAGAAACUGCAAACCAUGCGUAUUUUGAUAAAUGGCAAACCAACCCAAAUUAAAGCCUUCAAGACUAAACUUUGGGGAUACGAGAAGAACAAAACCGUCAACGACCUCACGUGGAAUUACUCUGACGGGAAAUGGAUCAGUGGAGAUAAUCAUGUACUUGAACGGGUGCAGUCAGUUCAUCACAAAAAUGAGCAAGCUGAAGGUACAGAUUUGAAAGAAGAAAUAGAAAAGAACACUUCAGUUUUGGCUUCGUUUUUAUCGGGAUACGAUUUUGAGAAACCUGUUGAGCUUUUGGAAGACAAUGAAGAGGAGACAGUAAGUGGAAUCUCAAAACAGGAUAUCAUCGUUGACACCAAAGGACGCAAAAAGGUUACCCAUUUUGAUUAUGAGAUCGAAGGAAAUGGGGUCAAUGACGAUGAAGAAGCCGUACCAAUUUCUUCAGAAGCUCGUCGCCAGCUUGAGCUUUUCAAGGAAUCCGCUGGUGGUCCUGUCAAAGAACAAUAUUUUGAUGAAGACGAUGAGUCGGAUUUCGAUAUAGAAGCUUUGAAGAAGACGGAGGAGCAGGAUGGGGACGUAGAGGUUGUUCCGGAGGCACAAAGCACAGAAAAUAUUCAGGCUGGUGCUGAAACUGUGGUCACUAAAAAAUCUCCAGAACCCACCACCAAGCAGCCUCAAGCCGAAGUUGAGUCCGAUGAACCAUCACAGCCACAAUCUCAAGCUCAACCUACCACAGAGGCAUUGAGAACUUUGCUCAAUCCACAGAAUGAGAGCUCAGGGUUCAAACUUGCAUUAUCUGAAGAAGAUGAAGAUGUUGACAGCGACCAUAUCAUCGAUUCCAGCGAACAGGCUCAACUUUUGGAGCAAAUCAAGCAGAAACAACAGCAACUGAGAGAAAGUGGGCAUGGUGUUCAAAGCAAGGUUCGAGGUCUUUUUUGGCCCCAUUUCGAUUCUCCAUUUCUCCAGUCUCAAUCGCAGCUCAGUAAGAUCGGGGCUCUGGCUGAGACAGUGACACUUCUUGGAGAAAAUGAGCCAGACAUAGAAGGUAGAGAUGGAGAAUCUCCAUUUGAAAAAUGGUUCUGGAGCAAGCGAGGAGAAAUCGGUAGAGAGUGUAAGAGGAGAAAGCGAGAUGUGGCACGAGCAUUUAAAAAGAGUUCCCGAGGGAGACCUGUGGAUUAA